Messenger RNA from Haliaeetus leucocephalus (bald eagle), 1914 nucleotides. RefSeq names its product SNF-related serine/threonine-protein kinase-like. The record is from RefSeq and is a predicted model, not a curated record. Gene Ontology annotation, cellular component: cytoplasm. NCBI's taxonomy places the organism in Eukaryota, Metazoa, Chordata, Aves, Accipitriformes, Accipitridae. Gene Ontology annotation, molecular function: ATP binding; protein serine/threonine kinase activity; tau-protein kinase activity. Gene Ontology annotation, biological process: protein phosphorylation; intracellular signal transduction; microtubule cytoskeleton organization.
AUGGCCGGGUCGCAGGGCUGCGGCGAGGGGAAGAUCGCGGGGCUGUAUGACCUGGAGCGCACGCUGGGCAAGGGCCACUUUGCGGUGGUGAAGCUGGCGCGGCACGUCUUCACCGGGCAGCGGGUGGCCGUCAAGGUGAUCGACAAGAGCAAGCUGGCAGGGGAGGCAGCGGGGCAGCUCCUGCAAGAGGUGCGCUGCAUGAAGCUGGUCCAGCACCCCAACGUGGUGCGCCUCUACGAGGUCAUUGACACCCAUGCCAAGCUCUACCUCAUCCUGGAGCUGGGCGAUGGUGGGGACAUGUUUGACCACAUCAUGCGGCACGAGGGCGGGCUGGCCGAGACACGGGCCAAGCACUACUUCGCCCAGAUCGUCCACGCCAUCUCCUACUGCCACAAGCUCCACGUGGUGCACCGUGACCUCAAGCCCGAGAACGUGGUUUUCUUCCAGGAGCAGGGGGUGGUCAAGCUCACCGACUUCGGCUUCAGCAACCGCUUCCAACCUGGCAAGAUGCUCACCACCAGCUGCGGCUCGCUGGCCUACUCGGCACCCGAGAUCCUGCUCGGGGAUGAGUACGAUGCCCCGGCUGUCGACAUCUGGAGCCUGGGGGUCAUCCUCUACAUGCUGGUGUGUGGCCACCCGCCCUUCCAGGAGGCCAAUGACAGCGAGACCCUCACCAUGAUCAUGGAUUGCCGCUACACCGUCCCCCCGCACGUCUCUGCACAGUGCGCUGAUCUCAUCUCCAGGAUGCUGCAGCGGGACCCGAAGCAGCGAGCCUCCCUGGAGCAGAUCGAGGGCCACGCAUGGCUGCAGGGGGUGGACCCGUCCCCUGCCAGCCGCUGCCUGCUGCCCCUCACCUCCCACAAGCGCAUGUCCAAGGAGGAGCACGAAAUCAUCCUCCAGGCCAUGAUGUGCGGGAACAUUGCAGAUCGGGACACCAUCCAGGAGGCACUGGAGGCUGACCGCUACAACCACAUCACAGCCACAUAUUUCCUGCUGGCAGAGAGGAUGCUGCGGGAGAAGCAGGAGAAGCAGGCCACCGCCUCAGCCUCGUCUACAACCUGGCCAAGGAGGUACAGAGCAGGACCAACUUAUCGGACACGUUCGGCCCCAUGGGCAGCAGCAGCGGCCUCUUGGUCCCGGCUGCCUCCCCUGCCCACCGGAGGGGACAUCGGCGGCCGGCAGCCCCCGCGGACCCUGCUGAAGGUCCCCGCUGUUGACACCACCAUCACCAAGAGCACCCCGGCCCUGCAGCAGAUCUGCGAGGAGGAAGAGGAGGAGGAGGAGGAGGAGGAGGAGGGGAGGCCCAGUACCAUGGAGAGGAAGAGCAGCUCGCUGAACCAGGAGCAGAUGCGAGCCUUCCUGCACGCCCGCCGCCCACCUGGCCGCAGGGAGGUGUGGGGACCGGGGGCCGAGCUGGGGGGCUGGGGUGGGUGCCCGGGCGCGGCCUGGGCCGGGAAGGGAGUGAGUGGGGGCCGGGGUCCCCCAGCGAUGCAGGGGGACAGAGCUGAGCCCCCUAGGAGGGAGGAGGACAGAGAGGCUGGGGGCUCCUCGGCAGAGCUCCCCAGGGAAAGGGGAGCCAGCCCAUCACCCCGGAGCAGCUCUGCUGGGGUCCCCCAGGUGCUGGGGGCAGAGACGACCCCCACCACCCUCCCAAGCCCCACGGACAAGUCCCCGGGGCAGGGGGCACCCACCAGCCCAGCCCGGUGGCUGGUGGAGAGCUCAGGCCCCGGGGGCACCGAGGGGGGCACGGAGAGCGUGAUCAAGCUGGACCCGGGCAAGAGCAAGGGGGGCAGCCUGCGGGACAGGCUCCUGCAGUUCCCGCUCUGUGAGAAAGCCCUGGCCUUCAAAAUCCGGCCAGGCUCCAAGGAGAGCCUCCUCUCACUGGGGCAGUUCAACUGCUGCCACGUCAUUUAA